Gracilinanus agilis (Agile Gracile Mouse Opossum) is the source of this 3983-nucleotide messenger RNA. Its product is annotated as zinc finger protein 208-like. The transcript has 8 exons. Bases 1 to 3750 code for a protein of 1249 amino acids. Gene Ontology annotation, biological process: regulation of transcription by RNA polymerase II. Lineage: Eukaryota; Metazoa; Chordata; Mammalia; Didelphimorphia; Didelphidae. The record is from RefSeq and is a predicted model, not a curated record. Gene Ontology annotation, molecular function: DNA-binding transcription factor activity; RNA polymerase II cis-regulatory region sequence-specific DNA binding.
AUGAAACAGCAGCAGAGACGGGAGCAAAGGGUUGAGAAUCCCUAUGAAUGUAAAGACUGUGGGAAAGCCUUCAGACUUAACAUAGAACUUAUUCAGCAUGAGCGAAUACAUAGUGGAGAGAAACCCCAUGAAUGUGAGGAAUGUGGGAAAGCCUUCAAGGGACACUCAGAACUUAUUGAACAUGAGAGAAUUCACAGUGGAGCAAAACCCUAUAAAUGUAAGGAAUGUGGGAAAGCCUUUAGGAGGAGCUCAGGCCUCAGUAGACAUAGGAGAAUUCAUAGUGUAGUAAAACCCUAUCGAUGUAAUGAAUGUGGGAAAUCCUUUAAGAGAAGUACAGGCCUUAGUCAACAUCAGAAAGUUCACAGUGGAGAGAAGCCCUAUGAAUGUAAUGAAUGUGGGAGAGCCUUCAAGGUUAGCACACACCUUAUUAGGCAUCAGAGAAUUCACAGUGGUGAGAAACCUUUUGAAUGUAGUGACUGUAGAAAAGGCUUCAGAGAACAUUCAGACCUUAUUAAGCAUCAGAGAAUUCAUACUGGAGAAAAACCCUUUAAGUGUGAUGAAUGUGGUAAAGCUUUUCGGGGGCAAUCAGGUCUUCUUGAACAUCAGAGAAUUCAUAGUGGAGCAAAACCAUUUGAAUGUAUUCAGUGCGGGAAAGCGUUUAGAAGGAGUUCAGAGCUUACCAAACAUCGGCGUAUUCAUACAGGAGAAAAACCCUAUGAAUGUAAGGAAUGUGGGAAACCUUUCAGGCAGAGCUCAAGCCUUCUGGAACAUCAGAGAAUUCAUACAGGGGAGAAACCUUAUGAAUGUAUUGAAUGUGGGAAAACCUUCCGGGGACCUUCAGACCUUAUUAAACAUAGGAGAAUUCAUAGUGGAGCAAAACCUUAUGAAUGUAACGAAUGUGGGAAAACUUUCAGGAGGAGUUCAGGUCUUAAUCGACAUCGGAGAAUUCAUACUGGAGAACAAAACCGUGAGUGUAAUACAUGCGGGAAAUCUUUUAGCAGGAAUUCAAGCCUUCUUGAACAUCAGAAAAUUCACAGUGGAGAGAGACCCUAUGAAUGUAGUGAAUGUGGGAGAGCUUUCAGUAGGAACUCGAGCCUUCUUGAACAUCAGAGAAUUCACAGUGGAGAAAAGCCCUUUAAAUGUAAUGAAUGUGGGAAAGCCUUCAAUAGGAACUCAAGCCUUAUUGAGCAUCAGAGAAUUCACAGUGGUGAGAAACCUUAUGAAUGUAACGAAUGUGGCAAAACCAUCAGUAGAAAAUCAAGCCUUAUUGAGCAUCAGAGAAUUCACAGUGGAGAGAAACCAUAUAGAUGCAGCAAAUGUGGAAAAGCCUUCCGGGGACACUCAGACCUUUCUAAACAUAAGAGAAUUCAUACUGGAGAAAAACCCUAUCAAUGUAAAGAAUGUGGUAAAGCCUUUAGGAUUAGAUCAGGCCUUACUAACCACCAUCGGAUUCACACAGGAGAAAAACCUUAUUCAUGUGAUGUGUGUGGUAAAAGCUUCAGGGCACAGUCAGACCUUAUUAAGCACCAGAGUGUUCACACUGGAGCUAAACCCUAUGAAUGUAGGCAAUGUGGGAAAGCCUUCAGAGUGAAUUCAGAUUUUAUUAAACACCAGAGAAUUCAUACAGGAGAGAAACCAUAUGAAUGUAAUGAAUGUGGGAAAGCCUUUCGGAUCAGUUCAGGCCUUAUUAGCCACCAGAGAAUUCAUACAGGAGAAAAACCCUAUCAUUGUAAUGAAUGUGGAAAAAGUUUUAGGCGGCACUCAGAUCUUAUUGAACACCAGAGAAUUCACACGGGAGAAAAACCCUAUGAAUGUAAUAAAUGUGGGAAAACCUUCAGGGGGAACUCAGACCUCAGUAAACAUCAGAGAAUUCAUACAGGAGCUAAACCCUAUGGGUAUAAGAAAUGUGGGAAAGCCUUUCGAAUUAGCCUUCUUCUAAAUGGUCAUAAGAAUGUGGUGCACAAAAGAGAAACUCCAUUUAAAUGCCAAGAGUGUGGUAAAGGCCUCAAAAAGAAUUCAGACCUAGCUAAACUUCAGAAACUGUAUGGUGUAAAGAAAGCUUGGAAAUGUGGGGAAUGUGGGAAAGGCUUUAGGAACAGAUCGGCUCUUAUUGUCCAUGUGGGAAUUCAUAGUUCAGAUAGACCUUUUAAAUGUACAGAAUGUGGGAGCGCCUUUAGGCAAAACUCAUCUCUUUUGAAACAUCAGAGGUCACACACUGGAGAGAAACCCUUUAAAUGUAAUGAAUGUGAUAGGGCCUUUAGUCAGAGCUCAUCUCUUAUUGACCAUCUUAGAAUUCACACUGGAGAAAAACCUUAUGAAUGCACUGAAUGUGGGAAAGCUUUCAACAAGAGUACACAUCUUACUCAACAUCAGAGAACUCAUACUGGAGAAAAACCAUAUGAAUGUGUUGAAUGUGGGAAAGCCUUUACCCGGAGCACACAUCUUACUCAGCAUCAAAGGAUUCAUACUGGAGAAAAACCCUAUAAAUGCAUUGAGUGUGGGAAAGCCUUCAAGGAUGCUUCAUCCCUAAAUCGACAUCAGUUCAUUCAUACUGGAGAGAGACCAUAUAAAUGUGGUGAUUGUGACAAAGCUUUCAGUGGCCUCUCAAGCCUUAUUCAGCAUAAGAGAAUCCAUACUGGGGAAAAACCUUAUGGAUGUAAGGAAUGUGGGAAAGCCUUCAGCCAGAGUUCAUCCCUUACAAAACAUCAGAGAUUCCAUACUGGAGAGAGACCAUUUAAAUGCAAUGCAUGCGAUAGGGCCUUUAGCCAGAGUUCAUCCCUAAUUCAUCACCAGAAAACUCAUACUGGAGAGAAACCCUUCAAAUGUAAUGAAUGUGGAAAAGCUUUCAGCCAGAGCAUACACCUUACUGAACAUCAAAGAAUUCAUACUGGAGAAAAACUCUACAAAUGUAAAGAAUGUGGGAAAGCAUUCAGUCGAACUUCAUCCCUUAUUGACCAUCAAAGAAUCCACACUGGAGAGAGACCCUAUGAAUGUAAUGUAUGUGGGAAAGCCUUCAGCCAGAGUUCAUCUCUUACUAAACAUCAAAGAACUCAUACUGGAGAAAAACCCUAUGAAUGUAAUGAAUGUGGGAAAGCAUUUAGCAAGAGCUCAUCCCUCACUCAACACCAGAGAAUUCACACUGGAGAGAAACCCUACGAAUGUGGUGAAUGUGGGAAAGCUUUCAACAAGAGUACACACCUCACUCAGCAUCAGAGAAUUCACACUGGAGAGAAACCUUAUGAAUGCAAUGAAUGUGGGAAAGCAUUCACUAGGAGCACACACCUUACUCAACAUCUUAGAGUUCAUACUGGGGAGAAGCCCUAUAAAUGUGAUGAAUGUGGAAAAGCUUUCAGUGACACUUCGUCCCUUACUAGACAUAAGUUCAUUCAUACUGGGGAGAAACCCUUUAAAUGUGAUGAAUGUGGGAAAGCCUUUAGUGGCCUCUCGGGCCUUAUUCAACAUCAACGAACUCAUACAGGAGAGAAGCCUUAUGAAUGUAAUGAAUGUGGCAAAGCCUUUAGCCGGAGCGCUCACCUCAUUGAACAUAGGGGAACUCAUACUGGAGAGAAACCAUACAAAUGUAAAGAAUGUGGAAAAGCUUUCAGUCAGAGCUCACACCUUACAAAACAUCAGAGAACACAUACUGGAGAGAAACCCUAUAAAUGUUGUUAUUGUGAGAGAGCCUUCAGCCAGAGUUCAUCUCUUAUUCAGCACCAGAAGAUUCAUGCUGGAGAGGAAUACUGUAUGUAAAGAAUGUGGCAAAACUUCCAAUCUCAUGCUUGGAUGAUCCUUCAGGCCUUAUCCAGCAUCGGAAAUCUUGCUUUGUGAACUUAGUGGAUCAACAAAUGUGUCUUGAGCACCCACUAUGUACAUAAGGUUACAUGGAAUAAUUUACACAAAGAAAUGUUAGGCCCUCUUACAAAAAUGUUUCCCUCUUCUAAAAGUUCUUGUGGAUUGAGGGGUGACCCUAGAUGGGGGGGUGG